AUGCCGUCGUCUAUUUCGAACUCGCCUCGGAAGGUUGGCAAGCCUCGCCUCGACAAGUACGAAAGACUUCUUCACAGACUUUACGAGGCUAUGGUUUUGUUAUGGCUUGAGCAGCCAGUCCAAGGACCGCAUCUCGUUAUCCAUCAUGAUGGCAGUGUGGCCGCCUGUCGCCGCCGGCUAAGUCGCAAUCUUGCAUACAUUUGCGACUAUGACAAGGGCGGCAAGACGACUACAUCUAUUGGCAUCGAAGAUUCUACUUCAUCAUAUGUGUUCUGGGUGGCGACUAACGACCCUCGCAAUCAAGGCCGUUUGAUGGACUUUCUGAGAUCUAUUUUGCACCGCCUUAGAGGCAUAUCCAGAGUGUCAGACCCCAACCAUUCGUGGCUUGAUGGCCAGGAGGAUGCGUGCGCUCAGGAGUGCACGAAGUUUGCCGCUCGGAGAAUCAAGAAAGAAGCACGCAUUCUUUCAAAUACGGUCGAAAAGUGUCUUGAACAUUUGGAGAAGCCGCCUCACGAUGAAAAAGAUAUUCCCAAACGGGACAUACUUCAACUAAAGGAUUGGCUUCCAAAAUUUAAGUUUGGACCCUUAGAAACCGGAUAUGACCGAUGCAGGGUGGCAUAUUAUGCCCGACAUGAUCCGGAGAUGGACACCCUUCGACGACUUGGCCAAGAGGUUCAAGGCGAUCCAGGUUCUGAAAGUUUGACAGGGAAGUUCCAUACUAUUCGGCAUUUUGUCGGAAGGCUUGCAGAACACAUCCGUAUCUCUAAACAACUUGUUGAGGAUGCCUUACGUAUGGCCCACAUUCUUGAUGAAUGCAAAGCAUCUGCGAUCGAGCCUGCGGUGUGUGCUUCACCACCAAAAUCUGAUUCUCACACCAAUCUCCAAGGCAUCCUUAGGAGGAUGUCCUCAAGCGGAGGCUCCGAGUUGGAAGAGAUUCAGCAAACAUUCUCUCGCCUGGAUGAGCAUACCAAUCACGAGUCAAAGAUUAUGGAGCAUUACGACAUGCUUCAGACCCAGCAACGCCCAAUAGUUCAUUCGGAAGUGCAGGUCCUGGACCACUUCCACAGGAAUGGCCUGCAUUUUGUGGACGAUGAUCGCUUUAUCGGUACCAGCAAGUUCUCUUGCUUCUGCUGCAAACUGUACUUUCGCUAUCAUCCUGCAAAUCCGGUGGAACCCGAAUCGCAUGAACAAGUCUACCUCAAUUGGGGCCCGUUUGCACUUCCCCUUGGGUCCCAAGACCCAUCCUUUCCGGAACAACGGAAUGUCAUGAACCCACUAAUCAGAGCUUUGGGAGAUGCGUUCUUUCGACGACUGAGAGAGAACAAGACUUUGGCCUUUCGCCACGCAAACUCGGUCACUGGCCUGAGUCGGUCGGCAGAUACUUGGAACGGUUCUGACGCCUUGACUGGGGAGGUUCAGAAUGAGACAGAUUCCGAUUCUGAAGGUGGAGCAGCUUUGUGA
Thyridium curvatum is the source of this 1461-nucleotide messenger RNA. RefSeq lists its product as uncharacterized. The record is from RefSeq and is a predicted model, not a curated record. The transcript is spliced from 3 exons. Lineage: Eukaryota; Fungi; Ascomycota; Sordariomycetes; Thyridiales; Thyridiaceae. Bases 1 to 1461 code for a protein of 486 amino acids.